Molecule: messenger RNA, 1434 nt
Organism: Nicrophorus vespilloides
Lineage: Eukaryota; Metazoa; Arthropoda; Insecta; Coleoptera; Silphidae
Product: 6-phosphogluconolactonase
Exons: 4
Coding region: 126-848 (240 amino acids)
Biological process (GO): carbohydrate metabolic process; pentose-phosphate shunt
Molecular function (GO): 6-phosphogluconolactonase activity
Source: RefSeq, a predicted model, not a curated record
CAACCAUAAAUCUACAUUAACCCAGAUUUAUUAAUCGCUCGACAACUUAACCGUGCUCCACAAUAGCUGAGAGAAAGUGAAAUUCAGCUCAGUGCUCCAGUGACUGCGAAGAGGAACUCUUAAACAUGAUAAUAAAAACCAAAAACGAAUCGGAGCUGAUCGAUGAAUUGGCGAAGCUGAUCAACGACAAAUCAGAGGAGGCAAUCACGAAAAACGGUUCUUUCAAAGUCGGAGUCUCAGGUGGUUCUUUGGUCAAGUUUUUGUCUGUCGCCUUGCAAAAUGUGAAGAGCGACUUGAGCAAAUGGAUCGUAUUCUUUUGCGAUGAAAGAAUGGUACCCAGCGACAGCGAGGAUUCAACAUUCGGAGCUUACAAGAAGGAGUUGAAAGGAAAGGUCAAUCUCAAUGACGAUCAGUUCGUGCAGAUCAUGCAAGGGGUUACCGUGGAAGCUGCUGCUGAGGAUUAUGCGAAGAAACUGAUGAAGCAUUUCGGUGAAGUUUCUUUACCUAAAUUCGAUAUGUUGAUGCUCGGGAUGGGACCGGACGGACACACCUGCUCUUUGUUUCCCGGUCACAAAUUGUUGGAGGAGACUGAAGCGUGGGUGGCUCCGAUCGGGGAUUCCCCUAAACCACCACCGGAAAGGAUAACUCUGACGUUUCCAGUCAUUAAUAACGCCGGUUGCGUCGUUUUCGCGAUGGCCGGAGCCUCCAAAGCGGAGAUGCUCAGAAGAAUACUAGUUGAGAAGGAGGAUCUACCGGCCACCAGGGUUGAACUGUCAGAGGGAGAAGUGGUCUGGAUCGUCGACACCGAAGCCGGCAAAUAUUUACCCCCUGAUCACUUUACAAAAUAAAUACAUUUAAGCAAAGUUUAUAUUGUAUCAUAUUUACAAAUUCCAGUACUUCAAUUGGUUAAUUUUAAAUAUGGCUCCUCGUUACAUCAGCUGAUACAAUUUGUUUGGUUAAUUACAUCAGCUGACGACGCAAGCAGCCAUUUUGUAAACAAUUGUUAAUACACAUAAAACGCACAAUGCGGGUGCAGCUUUACAUUAAUAAAUUUAAUUUGUAUGGAAAUUUAAACGAAAAAGAUGUACGCAUCAUCGAUUUAUUAUAGAAACAAGGAUAAGUGAUAAUAACAUGGAGAAGCUGCAAAAGAAACGUUAAAUUUAACCCAAACAUAGAAAAUUUCCACGUCGACCUGUAAAUCAAUCAAUUACGAUCUGUUUGCGGACAACGCUCACUUCUCUCAUUAAUUAUCACACGUCUAACAAUUUCGACCUUCCUCCAUCACAAAUCGCGUAAAAAAAUAUAGAAAACUCUUAGUUUUGAUUCGCUUAUAUAAAAAAAAAACAACCCGUUAAUUUUUUUCUUUUAAAAAACCUAACGACGUACAUAAAUCUCACUAAAUAAUAUAACAAGUUCAUUAAACUAAAAAAAAAA